Messenger RNA from Theobroma umbraticum, 1431 nucleotides. Lineage: Eukaryota; Viridiplantae; Streptophyta; Magnoliopsida; Malvales; Malvaceae. The record is from RefSeq and is a predicted model, not a curated record.
AUGGGUUCGCUUAACAAGCCUCAUGCAGUCUUUGUCCCAUACCCCGCACAAGGCCACGUAAAUCCCUUAAUGCAGCUGGCCAAGCUUUUACACUCAAGAGGCUUCUACAUUACCUUUGUUAACACUGAGUUUAACCAUAAGCGCCUAGUCAGGUCCCAAGGGCCAGGCUUUGUUAAGGGUCUGCCUGAUUUUCAGUUUGAGACCAUACCCGAUGGGCUGCCGCCAUCUGAUCGUGAUGCAACCCAAGACAUUUGGGCUCUAUCUGAUUCAGUUCAGAAAAACUGCUUGGGUCCAUUUAGAGAGCUGCUAGCUAAGCUCAAUUCUUCAGCUGGAUCUCCUCCAGUGAGCUGUAUUAUCUCGGAUGGAUCCAUGACCUUCACCAUCAAGGCAGCUGAGGAACUAGGCAUACCUGAAGCUCAAUUUUGGACCACCUCGGCUUGUGGUUUCAUGGCAUAUUUGCAUUUUAGUGAACUCAUCAAAGGAGGCAUUGUUCCAUUUAAAGAUGAAAACUUCAUCAAAGAUGGCACACUGGAUACACCAGUCCCCGGAGUUCCAGGCAUGAGGAACAUGCGCCUUAAGGAUUUCCCUACGUUGAUCAGAACCAUUGAUCCAAGGGAUAUAAUGUUAAAUUUCAUGAGUGAAGAAGCACAAAAUUGCUUAAAAUCUUCUGCAAUCAUUCUAAAUACACUUGAGGAACUAGAGCAUCAAGUACUAGGGGCAAUUGCUGCCAAGUCCCCUAACAUUUAUACCAUAGGCCCCCUUUCCUUGCUGGAAAGGCAGACGCCCCUCAGCCAAGCUGAGUCUCUCAGGUCUAGCUUAUGGAAGGAGGAUUUCAAUUGUCUCGGAUGGCUUGAUAAGAGACAAUCUGGCUCUGUUUUGUUUGUAAGCUUUGGCAGCAUAACUGUGAUGUCAGACCAACACUUCAAGGAAUUUGCAUGGGGGCUCGCAAAUAGCAAAGUCCCAUUUUUAUGGGUGGUAAGGCCUGACGUGGUUAUGGGGAAUUCCGGUAUCUUGCCUAAAGAGUACUAUGAGGAGAUUGAGGGCAGAGGAUUGAUGGUGAAGUGGUGCCCACAAGAUCAGGUGCUUACUCAUCCGUCAGUAGGUGCCUUUCUUACACACUGUGGAUGGAAUUCUACAUUGGAAAGUAUCAGUGGAGGCAGGCCUGUGAUCUGUUGGCCUUUCUUUGACGAACAGCCGACAAAUUGUCUAUAUUCAUGCACUCUAUGGGGAAUCGGCAUGGAGAUUAGCCAUGACGUGAAGCGUGAUGAAGUUACAACUCUAGUGAAGGAAGUGAUGGAAGGAGACAAAGGCAAGCAAAUGAAAAACAAUGCUUUAGAAUGGAAGAAGAAAGCAGAGGAGGCAACUAAUAUUGGAGGAUCAUCUUACAAUAAUUUUAACAAAUUCAUUAAGGAAAUUCUACAAAUUCAUUAA